UGGAGAGGAGGCAAGAGAGAGGCGUGGAAAGCGCGGAGUCUUGGGCCACCACGUGAUCUUCAUCACUUAGGAAUGCAAUGAUGUCAGUGGGGGCGUGGCUCCCCCAAAAUUGGUGAAGAAGAAAAAAGAGAAAUCAGAAAGUUUCUUCUUUCUCCGAGCUGGAUCCGGAAUCAAGGUGGAGAACGAGAAAAAGAGGCCACUUCCGUUGGAAGAACGUGACCCCAGAGUUCCCCCCCGCUUCUCCACUCCUGGAGAACACCUCCUUCCCUGCCAUGUCUGGCCCCACCUGGCUCCCCCCAAAACAGCCAGAGCCGACCAGGCUACCCCAGGGAAGGACACUUUUGCGGGGCCCUUCUGGCCCGUUAGUCCACGGAGCAGCAGAGCAAAGUUAUCAGGGCCCCGGCCGACCGGAAGAACUGGCACCCGUCUUGGGAAGAUGCCCUAGAGCAUCCCAAAGCACACAGGGGCUUCGACCAGACAGGGGAGCCAUACACCUAAGAAGUUUGGAUGCAGAAAUAGAUUCCCUGACCAGCAUGCUGGCUGACCUGGAUAGUAGUAGGGAUCAUGCCCCAUAUCGGCCAAACAGACAGGCAUGUGAACCCCUUCAACCCCCUCCCAACCGCAUGGCUCUCCUGAAACCGGGUGGAGGAGGGUCCACUCCACCAAGAAUCCCAGCCCCAUCUUAUGGGGGCCCUACCCCUGCCUCCUAUACUACAGCUAGCACUCCAGUUGGUCCUGCCUUCCCGGUGCAGGUGAAGGUGGCUCAACCUGUGAGGGGAUAUGGUCAGUCCUGGAGGGGUAUGCCUCAAGCCGCUAGCCCAGCUCCAGCUCCUUACCCUCCUUCCACCAGUUGGGCUGAAUCUUGGGGUUCCUAUGAGGGGCAUAGAGAGCUCAGGGCCAAAGAGGAGAGUGUUAGAAAUUCUGGCCCGAAAGGAGGAAGAAGAACAGGAGGAGGAUAUAUAUCCAAGCCCCAGGCUGCUCCCAGCAGAGACCCCCCUGAGGAAGAGCUGGAAAGAUUAACCAAGAAGCUAGUGUAUGACAUGAACCAUCCACCCAGUGGGGAAUACUUUGGCCGAUGUGGGGGUUGUGGAGAGGACAUAGUAGGGGAUGGUGCUGGAGUUAUCGCCCUGGAUCGUGUCUUCCAUGUUGGCUGCUUUGUCUGCUCCACAUGCAGGGCUCAGCUUCGGGGCCAGCAUUUCUAUGCAAUAGAAAGAAAGGCAUAUUGUGAAGGUUGCUAUGUGGCUACCCUAGAGAAGUGUUCGAUGUGCUCCCAACCUAUCUUGGAUCGCAUCCUGCGGGCUAUGGGGAAAGCCUAUCACCCUAGUUGCUUUACUUGUGUUGUAUGUCACCAAGGUCUUGAUGGCAUUCCUUUCACGGUGGAUGCCACUAGCCAGAUCCACUGCAUUGAAGACUUCCACAGGAAAUUUGCUCCUCGAUGCUCUGUGUGUGGUGGUGCUAUUAUGCCUGAACCUGGGCAAGAGGAGACUGUGAGGAUUGUUGCCCUUGAUCGAAGUUUCCACAUUGGUUGCUACAAAUGCGAGGAAUGUGGACUGUUGCUAUCAUCAGAGGGAGAAUGUCAGGGCUGCUACCCGUUGGAUGGUCACAUCCUGUGCAAGAGUUGUAGCGCUUGGCGAAUACAGGAGCUCUCGGCCACUGUUACCACUGACUGCUGAGAUUCUCCACCAUCAUGACCUGCCAUCAUGUCCUCCUCCUUGCUCCCAUUUACAAUUAGACACUAAGUCCACCUUUUGCCCCCAAUCUUCAAAGCAUAACUACUGAGCCCCAGAACUAUUGAGGCCUGUGAGUGGAGCAGGAAUUGCUCCUUUGCUGGAUUGCUGUCAUAUAGGGAGGGAGUGGAGAAAGGUGCAGAGGAUUAAAACUGGCUGGUUGCUUAGGCUUAGAGGGGAAACAACCAAAGGACUAAAUGCUUAGUUUCCAGCCUUAUUGGACAUCUGGGUACUGGAAAGAAGUAGAACUGGAAACUGAUCCUGAGAUUGUUCUUUUUUUGGAAAGAGUGCUACUCUAGAAGGAAGAGUUUCAUGGGCUCCAAAUUCAUCUGAUCCUUUGAACCAUGGAAAAGGCCUACUUUCUUGGCUAUUCAUUAUGCAGCUGAGGGACCUCUCUAAAAUAAAUCCUUCAAGACUGCAAAAACCACCUGGUCUGGCAGCACAAAGGAGUAGAGAAAGUUACAUGACUUCACUUAAAAUCACAGACUCUAGAUUUAGAAUGAAUUUCAGAGGUCCAUUUAGUCCAACCAUAACCCCAUUUAAUGGUCAACAAGCAUUUAUUAAGUACUUACUAUAUGGUAAGAAUUAGGGGAAACAACAUAGAAACGAUUUACAUAAAAUAUGUACAGGCAAAGUUGGAGGUAACCAAUAGAGGAAAGGCACUAGUAUUAAGGAGUGGGAUUAGGAAAGUUCUUGUUAAAGGUGGAAUACUUGGAACUUCUAGAAAUCCACAGAAGCUAGGAAAAGGGGAAUGAGGUGGGAACGACUUUUAGGCAUGGGCAAUGAUCUGUGAACAUGAACUGAGCAGGGAAAUGGAAGUUUUGUGCAAGGAUGAGCAAGGAGGCCAGUGUCACUGAUUGGAAAGGUAGAAGAGGGUUAGAUUGUGAAAGGCUUUGUCAGAGGAUUUUGGCUUUGAUCCUGAGGGUGAUAGGGACCCAUUAGAGCUUACUGAACAGAGAAGUGUCAUGGUUGGAGCUGUGCUUCAAGUUAGCCACUUUGAUAGCUGAUGAUUUGGAGUAGAGAGUAGAAAGAAACUUAAGGCAGACACCAACCAGAAGGCUAUAGAAGUAAUCCUCAACAAAAAAUUCCUCUAGAACAAGCACUAAGAGUAGUACCUAGCAUGUAACAGGCACCUAAUAAAUGUUUUUUGUUUGACUGAGGCCUGACAAGAGACCAUCCAACCUUUUCUUGAAGACCUCUAGUGAAGGAGGAAACUCUCUCAUACCAGCCCUUUUGGAUAACCUGAAUACGAGUAGGAAGCUUUUUCUUUUAUCAAGCACAAUUUGCUUCUUUUGGGGUUACCAUUCUUUAUUUUUAGUUCUGCUUUCAAGACCAAGCAGAAUAAUUUGGAAAGAAUUCUGAAUUAGGUGUUAAAGGCCCAGUUUUAAAUUCUAGUUUUAGUACUUAUUUUGUGACCUUGAACAAAUAAAUCAUUUGAACAAGAUAGCCUUCAAGCUCCCUUGCUGUGGUAAAUCUAUUAUUCUAGGACUAAAGAAGUAAUCAUAUUGCCCUGUUUUCUUUGACUAAAUAGUCUCAAUUCAAGUCCUUACAUCAGGAGGGCAGAAUUUUUCUUCUGCUCUUUGGCCAAUUGGCCAUUUGGAUAUUUAUAACAUCAUUUGGAGUCUAUACAAAAUUAUCAACUUGCAGAACUCAAGCAGUAGGAGGUUGUACCUAAUUUUCAGAUCAUCUUCUCUUGCUGUUGAUUAUGCAAAUGAUUUUGUGGCCAGACAGUCCCCACUCCAGCCUUAUAUGGUAGGAUCUUCUCACUUUCCCAGCUUGCAGUAGGCUCUUUGACACUCAACUUCUUAAUCCCCAAGUUUCCCUAAUAGAGCGGUACAUUCCCAAGUAGCUUUAUUAGACUCCUUCUAAUUUACUUUGCCUCCCGAGACAGAAAGAGAUUUCCCCCAUACUCAAAAUGGAGAUUAUUUUAAUCAUGGGAAAAAUCUAGAGUUUCCUGCUGGCUGGGGCUAAUGUUUCCCUCUUUUUCUCACAGCCAUUCUCCUUUUCCCUUAAGAUAUAUGAAUCUUCCAAAAAAGAUGCCAGCAAGCACAGGUUUGUAAUCGAUUAAUUCAGAAUUUUAUGAGUAAAGCAGAAAUUUGGAUAACCUUUUAAAGAAAGGUUUUAAAGAAUCUUUUAAAGAAAGUUGAGAGAUAUGGCCUUAGAGGGUACAGGUAGAAAUAAAAGGUUUUGUGGAAUCAGUAAAGAAAUUUUAGGUGUAAGAUGGACAGCUGGUUUAGUGGUAGCACAAAAUAGUGAUGGAAAGUUUCAAUAGAACAGUUGUGAUAAGGUUCCCACACUACUACCCUUGCCCCCACCUCUAAUUGCCAGCCUCAGUCUCAUCUUCUUUCCUUCAGUAGGGGAAAUCUUAGCCAGACAACAGCCAGUAUUUAAGAUUGAGGCAAGAUGAUGCUAUAAAAUGUUCUGCUUUUCCCUCUCCCCCAAAUAUCUUCUGCAAGGUAUAAAGAACAAAUGGGAGUAUUUCCAAAGAAAGUAAAUCUGGAGAAAAGCCCUGAAGAAAAGGAGGAAAAAUCACCACAAGUUCUGUAAGCAAUAGGCAUAUGUUGGAUUUCCAAUAAACCCUGUUGCUUGGAGAGAAUGACCAAUAAUAGGUGAGAAGAAUUACUUCAUGAAGAAAAGAUCAGCUUGAGAGGGGACCAGUCUAUAAGAAAGUGUCCAAGAGGUAAAGUUUAGGACAUUGUGAAGGAGUGCACAUGAGAAAGGAAAUACUAGUUGAGUUCUAGACUUCCUUUAAUCCAGCUGGAUAUUCAAGAUGGUGAUUUCCCUUGCCUUCAUUUUUUUUUUUUUUUUUUUGGCUGAUAAAAAGAAGUUUAUUAUUGGCAUUUGGGAAGUCAGCCUUUGCUCUAUGUGAAUAGAAAGACUGAAUUCCUUAGUGGCAAGGUCCCCGCAGAGAAGUAAAGUUUCUAGUAGAGAAAUCCCAAGAGAGGUAUAAAAUCUUGUUAAAGAAAUAGGUGAGGAGGAGAUAAAAGAGAGUAACACUGAAAGAGAAUAUCAUUUCAGUGGGCAGAGGGUUCCUUGCAUAGCAUGGCAUGUUAGGUCCUCUGCCCCUUGCCCUCAUUUAUGAACCUCACCUUUUCAUCUGUGUCUAGUUGGCUUUCCAUAACCUCCUCCCUGGAACUGGGAGAGGAAUGAGAUGUGUAAGAUGGAUCUAGCUACCCCAUGGCUUCCUAUAUGGGAUGGACUCUGAUUCUAGUCAAAGCUAUGUAUUAACCCAGGCCACUUCAUCUUGCAACAGUUCAUACUAAUAUCUUCCCAGGUUUCUUUAAAACCAUUCUUUUAUCAUUUCUUGUACAUAAUAGUAUCUAGCAUGUUCAUAUAGCAUAACUGAAGGACAUCUCUUACUUUCCAAUCCUUUGCCACCAUAAAAAGCUAUUCUAAAUAUUUUUUAAAUAUAUAAAUCAAUCACUGGAAGUUUCUACUGUGGUGUCAGUUGCAUUCAUUCAUGCUAAACUCCUAUAAUCCAAUCAAAUUUAUUAAAGAACUUGAUAUCAACAAAAGGAGUAAAGUAUAAACGUCAUACUUUAUACUGAGUAGUCUCUAUAAUCUCAGGUUUAUUCAGAGCUCAUAAACUCCACUUGUUCCCUAUUAUUUUCAAGAUCUAGAAUAAAAUCCUCUGCUUUGCAUUCAAAGUCUUUCAUAACUUGAUUUUCCUCUCACUUUUGCAAUAUUCCUGACAAUAAAUAGAUAACUUAAAUAAGCAAACAUCUCCCUUGGAAAACUACAAAUUCAAAUAACCAUGGUUAAUUACAAAAAGCAAUAAAAAUCAUAUGAUUACAUCAAAAGUUACAGAAAAGUUUUCCCCCCUACCCCGAGAUUAGGUUAUUUUAAUUCUUGUUCUAAUAAUCUGAAUAUUUUAUUUUUUGUGAAUGUUCAUCAGUUUAAAUUAUUUUUAGGAGCAUAUAAUUGAACAAAAAUACUUUCUAGUAAAUUUACAUUGUAACUUUUUUUUUCUUUUCUUGGUAAUUUGAUUUUCUUUGUAAUGGCUCUUCUAUUUUUUUUUUCCCUCCAAAAAAUCAACUCCUGGUCUUUUUAUUUGUCAUUUCAAUAGACUUGGGAGUUUUGUUGUUUGUUUAUUUUUUGCUGAGGUAAUUGGGAUUAAGUGACUUGCCCAGGGUCACACAGGUACUUAAUAUCUGAGGUCAAAUUUGAACUGAGGAUCUCCUGACGUUAGGGAUGGUGCUCUAUCCAUUGUGCCAUCUAGCUGCCUCCUCAAUGGUUUUUAAAAAUUUAUUUCUCCUUUAAUUUUCUGAAAUUUUCUUUGUGUUUUAGUAAGUCUUAAAAUUUUAUUGCUUUUUUAGUUAUUUUAGUUGAAUUCUUAAUUGAUCUGUUAAUUCUUUCUUUUGUUAAUGAGUGUGUUUAAAUGUAUCAUUCCAAAAGUUGUGGAAUGCUGUCUCUUUCUUGUCAAUUUCCUUAAUGAAAUUACUUAGUAUUUCUGUGAUUUUUUAUUUGACCCAUCAGUUCUUUGUAAAUUAAAUUACUUAGUUUAAAGUUUGAGGUUUUUUCUUUCAAAGACUCUUUGUUGAUAAUUUUUCUUGUAUUGAAGUCAUUACAAAAUAUUUUUUAAAAUUCA
Messenger RNA from Antechinus flavipes (yellow-footed antechinus), 6315 nucleotides. It is a transcript of the gene TRIP6, whose product is annotated as thyroid hormone receptor interactor 6. Gene Ontology annotation, biological process: positive regulation of non-canonical NF-kappaB signal transduction. NCBI's taxonomy places the organism in Eukaryota, Metazoa, Chordata, Mammalia, Dasyuromorphia, Dasyuridae. The record is from RefSeq and is a predicted model, not a curated record.